AUGAAACUUUAAAAAAUGAGAGUAACCUUGUCCCAAAAUCCUAAAGAAACUACAAACUGCCCAGUCUACUAUCAUCAAGCACAAACCCAGUACAUACAUCAAAAUCCAAAAACAAUUAUCCAAAGCUCUGAUUAUUGUACCCUACCAAUUCUCACUAAUUGGAAUUACCUCAUAAGGAAUCACAUCUCUCAAGGAUCACUUAGAGAUGCUCUUGUUGUGUACAAUAAUGUUAGGCGAAAAGGACUUGACUAUGUGGGUGUAGUCCCUUUAAUUCUCAAGGCUUGUGCUUCUCUUUCUUUCCUUGGUUUUGGGAAAGCUUUGCACGCCGAGACGAUAAAGACCGGGGUGGAUUGCAAUGUGAUUGUUGGGACCUCAUUGCUUGGUAUGUAUGCUAAAUGUGGUGAUAUCAUCAAUUCACGUAAAGUGUUUGAUUAUUUGCCUGAGAGAAAUGUUGUAACAUGGAAUGCCAUGAUUGGUGAAUACUUGAGGAAUAAAGAUACGAAUUCUGCAUCAAUUUUGUUUGAAAAGAUGUCAAUAAGAAAUGCAGUGACUUGGAAUGAAAUGAUUGAUGGGUUUGCAACGGGUGGAGAUACUGGUAUUGCAAGGCAAUUGUUCAACAGGGUUCCUCAUGAGUUUAGGAAUGUGGUUACCUGGACUGUGAUGGUUGAUGGGUAUACCAGCAAUGGGGAGAUGGAGGCGGCAAGGGAAGUUUUUGAGGAGAUGCCACACCGGAAUUUCUUUGCAUGGUCUUCGAUGAUUUCUGGGUACUGCAAAAAGGGUGAUGUGAAUGAGGCCAAGGCUAUUUUUGAUCGAAUUCCUGUCCGGAAUUUAGUGAAUUGGAAUUCGUUGAUUUCUGGGUAUGCUCAGAAUGGUUUUUGUAUGGAAGCUAUGGGAGCAUUUGGCCAAAUGCAAGCUGAAGGAUUUGCACCUGAUGAAGUCACUAUUGUGAGUGUUUUAUCUGCUUGUGCUCAGUUGGGGCUGUUGGAUGCUGGUAAAGAAAUCCAUUGUAUGAUACAUCGUAAGAAGAUUCGGGUUAAUGUGUUUGUUUUGAGUGGAUUGGUUGACAUGUAUGCGAAAUGUGGGGAUUUGAUUAAUGCAAGGUUGGUCUUUGAAAGGAUGACUGAGAGGAACACUACCUGUUGGAAUGCUAUAAUCUCGGGUUUUGCCACUCAUGGACGAUGCAAAGAGGCUCUUGAGUUUCUUGACAGAAUGGAAAGUUCAAACAAAAGGCCUGAUGAUAUAACUUUUCUUUCUGUUCUCUCAGCGUGCGCGCAUGGCGGGCUUGUGAAUGAAGGUAUAGAAAUAUUCUCCAAGAUGGAGAAGUAUGGCUUGGAAGCUAGUGUCAGGCACUAUGGGUGCUUAGUUGACCUUUUGGGGCGAGCAGGGAGACUAAGAGAGGCUUACGAUCUGGUGAAGAGAAUGCCAAUGAAACCUAAUGACACAGUUUGGACAGCUAUGUUGGGAGCUUGUUGGAUUCAUCAGGACAAGGAUAUGACAGAAAAGAUAGUGAAAGAGAGCACACAAAAUGUGAACAUGGUGACUGCUACUGAUUCACAUUUCGUUCUUCUGUCACAUAUUUAUGCUGCUUCAGACAGCUGGGAGAAAGCUGAAAGGAUGAGAACGGUCAUGGGUAACAAAGGGCUACAAAAGACACCCGGGUGCAGCUUGAUUAUGCCAGGCAGCACUAAGAACACAUUUCGUGUUGAUGCUAGAUAGAGCAUAGAUCUGUACUGCAUUUUGCAUAACCAUGUUUGUUUCUAACUUUGACUAUAUGCUACUUUCCAAAAGGAUCCUGUCAUCACUGGAAGAAGGAACUAAUGUGAUUGACAUUCUGCUUCAGUUUAAUUGGAUAUUUUGCCCCUUCCCAUCCAAAACCAAGACUCACCACGCAAAGAGGUAUUCAGGAGCUGGCUGUCAAGUUUAAUGAUUAUCAGAAAGUUUAAUUGCAAAGGUGCUGAUACAGAGCUGGAAGGAUGGCCUUCUAUACCUACUUUGAUGCUUCAAACCCGUGUCAGGUAACUGCAAGAAAGCUUUUUACGAAUUUGAUAUGCACCAAAAAUGUAUGAUAUCAAGUUGAACCCAAAAUUUCCACCACCAACACACUUUGCUUUUAACUAUU
This is a messenger RNA of Quercus lobata, 2119 nucleotides long. Its product is annotated as Pentatricopeptide repeat (PPR-like) superfamily protein. Gene Ontology annotation, molecular function: RNA binding; protein binding. Lineage: Eukaryota; Viridiplantae; Streptophyta; Magnoliopsida; Fagales; Fagaceae. Gene Ontology annotation, biological process: RNA modification. The transcript has a single exon. The record is from RefSeq and is a predicted model, not a curated record. Bases 16 to 1716 code for a protein of 566 amino acids.